AUGCCGACGCCCUCGUUCGAGAGACAGCGUCCGGUAACCUUUUCGUGCUUCAUGUGGGCGGACGAUGCGGGUCUGUUCUCGACUCCGGGCUCCGACAAUCUCAACCCGACCCUCCCUGAAAGUGUCACCGAAUUGGGUGCACCCGAUGCCUUUUCCAUCUUGAGACAACACAGCCAAAAAUGGCAAGGGUCUCCCAGGAAAUUCUUUGAAGAUGCGUCAGCUUGCGAAAGCCAGUUCAACCGCGGCGGCACGCUGGGUGUAAUGCUUCGGAGGAUCGCGUUCAGGAUCAGAGUCGGCGAGUUCUUUCGUUGCCGAUGUACAUGGAGACACCGGGAAUUGAGCACCUUUUCAGCUCAUUUGACACGUCUCAAUCCGACGAUGUCCUCGGGUCACCUCGACAAGUCGCUGAGGAGGUGGCUGCGCGCUGGGGGCACUACGGACAUGAUUCUUCAAACAUGUGCCGCAGGUACCAUCGUAGCGAGCUGCAUGGCAAUUCCAGAUUCCAGGUCAGCUCUCUCACUCUUCAAAGGUGAAGGCUGCUCAUUGACUAUCGGCAGAUAUGAAUUUGCCCCUCGGGAGGCAGAGAAUGCCAAGCGGGAGCAGUUCCUCAAAAAUCUCCAUGCGCCAGAAAUCAAACAACAUGCGAAUGAAUUUGCAGCCCUUGAAAACGCGUUGAGAGAUCACAUCUUUGACGGCUAUAGUUGUCUGAGGGUCGACUCGCGUCCUGUCGAGCCAUACCAAGUCCUGGUUUUCGACAGCUUGGCUGAAGAUUCCCCGCUCCAGAACGCAAGUGAAAAUAGUUCCGUAGACGGGCAGCCGACCUCAACAGACCAACAGCCACUGACUUGUGCGAUGAUGCAAUUAAAUGAGCAUGUCGGAGUGCGAAUACCACAACAAUCGCCAUUCCAACAGUCGCAACAGGCCCUUUCAUCGUUCGUUCACGGACCCACGACUGUUCAUGUAUACGGCGAAACCAUAGCCGAAACUCCUUCGCAUCCGGCAUUCGAGGUGCAGCCUUGGCCCUCGACUAACACGAUACCGGCGGCUCCAGAAACGAUCGGUCCUUUGCUUCAACAAAACCUCGCCACACAUGCCGUGACGAGCACUCCGCUUCCUGCACACGAUAUCUGUCUGGCGGGUGACCAGCACUGCUCGACGGGCUCCUUGCCUACAAAUCAGGACAGGAUGCAGAUUCAUCUGGCGGAACAGAUCACCGCGAGUCCUCACAUGGCUGGAUAUGAACAGUACCAGUCUCAGGCGUCGCUGUCGACAUUUGGCAGACCUGCUCACGGUCCCUCCCACCUCAGGAUGGAUGUUCACCGGCAGUCUGUUGCAGAGGUCCCGUGGGAAUGCGUUGAGAAUCAAAAUCUUCAAGACAGCUAUCGUCCACAUGCCAUGAAUCCAAAUACGGCCAUGGCGAACCUAAGCUGGCUCCGUCCGCAGCCCCAGGGCCCAGGAUUCGGCACCGGCAGCGCACUGUCUAACGUGAACGAAAGUGCCAUGAUGAACUGCACAGUGGCAUUCGCGGAAUCCGAGACAUAUUACCUGCACAGGCAACCAGGAGGAAACAGCCAGGAAGUUGAUGUUGCCUCAACGAUGUGUACAACGAAUAUGGCAUCUUUGGGAGAUAUAAGACAGCGCAUACAAUAUUAG
Colletotrichum abscissum is the source of this 1653-nucleotide messenger RNA. RefSeq lists its product as uncharacterized. The transcript has a single exon. Lineage: Eukaryota; Fungi; Ascomycota; Sordariomycetes; Glomerellales; Glomerellaceae. The record is from RefSeq and is a predicted model, not a curated record. The coding region runs from base 1 to 1653 and encodes 550 amino acids.